Symbiodinium necroappetens is the source of this 864-nucleotide messenger RNA. Lineage: Eukaryota; Dinophyceae; Suessiales; Symbiodiniaceae. The record is from the annotation of a GenBank genome assembly.
AUGGUGGCUCACUUCGAGCUCUUGGUCACGUUUCUGUUGCUGGGCGCCUGCGGUGCAAAUCCAGUGUGCCCCUUUGCCAGAGACAGCGCAGUGAGGAAGGGAACGAUCACUCACUUUCCUGAAUGCGCCAGGGCCUGUCCCGGAAUGUGCGGAUACGUGGAUUCGGCCCUGCUCCUGCGGGUGGGAGGGCGCUCCCCUUCACCCCAACAGCUUGACGAGCUGCUGUGCCGAAGCGAAGAUGUGUUCUCGUGUGUCUGGAAGGCCAGAGAAUGCUCGGCUUUGCUGGAGGACAUGGUAUUCUGCCCUCUGCUCCGAGCACCAGCAAGCAGGAUGCUGUUCGACAGGAAGUGCAAGAAGCCGCUACCGACAGCGGCUCCGCCGAAGCCAGUGAUGACCAGCACUCAGGCUCCUCGCACCAUGAAGCCUUCCACUACGACGAGUGCCUUCAAGCCAAUAACAGAGACGACCACGGAGGCUCCGCCCGUAACAGAGCUUUCCGCCACGAAGACAGCGUACGAGCCACUUACGACCACAGAGGCUUCGAGCACCACAGCGCUUCCGACACCGACAGCUCCGCAUAAGCCGGGGCUGACAACCUCGAUGACUCUGCGCACAACAGACCUUCCUAGCACGAAGGCUCCGCACAAGCAGCAAACCACCACAGAGACUCCGCAGAAGCCGAGCAGGCGGCAGACGAUCUGGGAUCUCGUGUGGGAUGCUCUCUGCGCACUGCUCGAACCAGUUCUUCGGCUACCGUCCUCACUCAGACAGACGGCCAUCCACCUGUGGAAUGCGCUGUGGAAACAUCAGGGCAGACAUGGCCCGCACCUACAAUCUGAGCCGAGCAACAUAGUCUUGAUGUAA